AUGCGCGAGGAGCGGUUCCGGUUCCGCGACCGCGCCGCACCCUCGACCACUGCUAGCGAGGAGUGGUUCCGGUUCCGCGACCGUGCCGCACCCUCGACCACUGCUAGCGAGGAGCGGUUCCGCGACCGCGCCACACCCUCGACCACUGCUAGCGAGGAGCGGUUCCGCGACCGUGCCGCACCCUCGACCACUGCUAGCGAGGAGCGGUUCCGGCGAAGCGGGCCGACCAUGAACAUGUCGUCGGGCGUGGUGCGAGCCUGCGACGAGUCAGCCGGCUCGUGUCCGUCCGUCGUCAACGUGACGUCGCGUGACGUCAACGUGACGUCGCUGCUGCUGGAGAACGGCUAUGAUGUCAGGAGCUGGCUGCAGCUCGGCCUCUGCUCGCGGCCAUACCUGCAGUCAAUCCAACCGUUCUGGGCGCGCUUUCCGGCGCCACCUUACUGGUACCAUCUGGCUAUAGCGGCCUGCUACGCCCUGAUCCUGCUGGUGGGAUGCGCCGGCAACCUCUUCGUCAUCUGCGUCUUCGCCAGGCACCGGAAGCUGCGCAAGCCGUCGAACCUGCUGCUGCUGAACCUGGCGAUCAGCGAUCUGGUGAUGGUGUUCAAGUCCGUCACCAUCGUCACCAAUUCGGUGUUCGCUGGGCCGGUGCUCGGUGUCAUAGGUUGCGAGUUCUACGGGUUCUCAACUGGCGUGACGGGCAUCACCAGCAUCAUGACUCUGGCCAGCAUCGCCAAGGACCGGUGCCGGGCGAUUUGUAAACCCCUGGACCUGACUCACCAGCUGACGCGACGCCAGGCCUACGUCAACAUCCUGGGCGUCUGGGCGUACGGCCUCCUCUUCAGUGUGCUGCCCCUCAUGGGGGUUGAAGGCAUCCGCUUCACGCCGGAGGGCUACCUGACGUCCUGCAGCUUUGACUACACAUCCGACAGUGCGGCCAACAAGGCGUUCAUCUUGGUCUUCUUCACGGCCGCCUGGAUCCUACCGUGUUGCGAGAUCUGCCGCUGCUACUACAAAAUAUUCCGUACGGUGCAGGGAACAACCUUCGAAAGAAGCAUGGAGGAGAGAAAAGACUCAACAUGGCGAUGCUCCAACAACAGGAAGUGCAAGUCAGAGAUCAGGCUGGCCCGGGUAAUCGGCAGCGUAGUGCUGCUCUGGUUCCUCUCCUGGUCUCCCUACGCGGCCGUCGCUUUGAUGGGCGUGUUCGGCCAGCAGAGAUACAUCACGCCGCUCAUCACCAUGAUACCAGGCAUCUUCUGCAAGACGGCGGCCUGUCUGGACCCGUUCAUCUACUCCAUCAGUCAUCCGCAGUUUCGGGCCGCGCGAUACAAAAAGCCUUGCGUGUCACAGACAGUGACCACAGGUCCAGAGCAGCUGCGACUGUCCGGCCUCUCCCAGUGA
This is a messenger RNA of Pollicipes pollicipes, 1398 nucleotides long. Its product is annotated as opsin, blue-sensitive. Gene Ontology annotation, molecular function: G protein-coupled receptor activity. Gene Ontology annotation, biological process: G protein-coupled receptor signaling pathway. NCBI's taxonomy places the organism in Eukaryota, Metazoa, Arthropoda, Thecostraca, Pollicipedomorpha, Pollicipedidae. Bases 1 to 1398 code for a protein of 465 amino acids. Gene Ontology annotation, cellular component: membrane. The transcript is spliced from 12 exons. The record is from RefSeq and is a predicted model, not a curated record.